AUCAAUUGAGUGAAGAAACUUCCUCUUUCAAUCCAAUUGUUUGCCCAAAAUGAAAUCGUCAAGCUCUCUUCAUCUUCUACAAUUUCAAUUUACAAGCUCCUCAUCCCCAAUUUCACUCUUCAAUGGCUGCCCAAAACCCCAUCUCCAAUUUCCCUCUUCAUCUCUUCAUCUUCAUCAUCUUCCUCUCUCCCGCACCCACAUCUGCAACUUCUCUAUCCUUCAAUUUCACCUCCUUCGACCCCGCCAACACCGCCAUCGCCUACGACAGGCCAUUCGUAGCCAAUCAAGCCAUCGAGCUCACCGGAGACUCAGCGAACAGCAACAUGAACUUCGUCGGCCGGGCCACCUACUUCCAGCCCUUGCAUCUCUGGGACAAACCCUCCGGAAACCUCUCCAGUUUCCAAACCCACUUCUCCUUCAGCAUCAAUUCGAGGGGAUCGAAUGAAUAUGGAGAUGGCUUCACUUUCUUCUUUGCUCCCAAUGGUUCUAGGCUCGAGCCCAAUGUCUCCAGAGGCAGCGGCUUGGGGAUUGGCUACGACCCUGAGCUCUCCAAUGCCACUGCUACGUUUUUCGCUGUGGAGUUUGACAUCUUCAGCAACGAUUUUGACCCACCUGGAAUGCGGGAACAUGUAGGUAUUGAUGUUAAUUCUAUGAAAUCUGUUGCUUAUUCAAUGUGGAAAUCUGAUGUAAAGGGAGGGAGGAGGAGUGAUGUCUGGAUUAAGUACGAUUCUGUGACUCAUAAUUUGAGUGUUGCUUUCACUGGGUUUGAGAAUAACAACACGGUGUGGCAAACACUUAAUUAUAUUGUGGAUUUGAGACAACAUAAUCUUACUGAAUGGGUUACUUUUGGGUUCUCUGCUUCCACUGGAUUUAGGUAUGCAAUGCAUACCCUGUAUUCUUGGUAUUUUAACUCCACCCUCAACUUGAAAUCUAAUAUUCCUGUGGUUGUCCCAAGUGAUCCCAGUGAUGGAAACAACAAGGUGGGUCUAGUGGUUGGAGUGGGAGUUGGAGUUGGAGGAUUUAUCUUGGUGGGUGGGUUGAUCGUGGUAGGGAUAGUUUUUUGGAGGAAGAAGAACAAGAAGAUGAACAUGGAUGAUCAAGAGGAUAUUGUGUUGGAUGAGAGUGAGUUUGAAAGGGGUAAAGGGCCUCGAAAGUUUUUGUAUAGUGAACUGGUUCGAGCCACAACGAAUUUCGACGAGGGUGAGAAGCUUGGUGAGGGAGGAUUUGGGGGUGUUUAUAGAGGUUUUUUGAGGGACUUGAAUUGUUAUGUUGCUGUGAAGAAAGUGUCAAAAGGGUCUAGACAAGGGGUAAAGGAGUAUGCAUCUGAGGUGAAGAUCAUAAGCCAACUGAGGCAUAGAAACUUGGUGCAACUCAUUGGUUGGUGCCAUGAAAGAGGUGAGCUCUUGUUGGUUUAUGAGUUCAUGCCAAAUGGGAGCUUAGAUGCCCAUCUUUUCAAACAAAAUAGCUUCUUGACAUGGGAGUUCAGGUACAAAAUUGCUCAAGGAAUUGCCUCAGCUUUGCUGUAUCUACAUGAAGAGUGGGAGAAAUGUGUGGUGCAUAGAGAUAUAAAGUCAAGCAAUGUGAUGUUGGAUUCAAAUUUCAAUGCCAAGCUUGGGGAUUUUGGGUUGGCUAGGCUGGUGGACCAUGCCAAAGGCUCACAAACAACUGUUCUGGCUGGCACAAUGGGUUACAUGGCUCCUGAAUGCGCCACGACAGGAAGGGCCAGUAAGGAAUCAGAUGUUUACAGCUUCGGGAUGGUCGCUUUAGAAAUUGCGUGUGGAAGAAGGCCGUUCGACCCGAAUGCAGAGGAAGGGAAGAUGGUGAUGGUGGAGUGGGUUUGGGAGCUUUAUGGCUCUGGAAAUCUUGUUGAAGCAACUGAUCCCAAACUCCAUGGAAGCUUUCAGGAUGAACAACAACAACAACAACAAAUUGAGUGUUUGAUGGUGGUGGGUCUGUGGUGUGCUCAUCCAGAUAGAAAUUGCAGGCCUUCAAUGAGACAAGUGAUUCAUGUGUUGAACUUUGAAGCACCAUUGCCAGUUCUUCCCUCACAACUACCUACACCCAGUUAUCUAUCUCUUCCCAUUGGUGGAUCAGUUGCAGCUUCUUCUUCAUUUUCAGGUACUUGUUCAAAUGUCAUCACUAAUUCUUCACAAGACACUGUUUCUUCUUCUGCCUCUAAUUUUUCUGCAUCUGUUUCACUUUUGAACACACGAUAAUUCAAGUCUCAAUAAUGAGUAAAUGUUAUGUGCAUCCUACUGUAUUAUUAGGGAAAUUGGAGUAUCUAACCUCAUUCUAUAA
This is a messenger RNA of Momordica charantia (bitter melon), 2298 nucleotides long. Its product is annotated as L-type lectin-domain containing receptor kinase IX.1. NCBI's taxonomy places the organism in Eukaryota, Viridiplantae, Streptophyta, Magnoliopsida, Cucurbitales, Cucurbitaceae. Gene Ontology annotation, molecular function: protein kinase activity; carbohydrate binding; ATP binding. The record is from RefSeq and is a predicted model, not a curated record. Gene Ontology annotation, biological process: protein phosphorylation.